AUGUUGUACGGCAAGAGAGGGGGCCACCAUAUUGCCGCCCGCUCCGCCUACCGCCGGAUCCUGUCCGAGUCGGCCCGGAAGCUGAAUUCCCAAGGCUCCCAGCUCGGGAAUUGCAUCGAGAGGGCCCGGCCCUACUACGAGGCCCGCCGGAGAGCCAAGGAGGCGCAGCAGGAGACGCAGCGGGCGGCCCUGCGGUACGAGCGCGCCGUGGGGAUGCACAACGCGGCGCGGGAGAUGGUCUUCGUGGCAGAGCAGGGCGUGGCCGCCGGCAAGAACCGCCUGGACCCCACCUGGCAGGAGAUGCUCAACCACGCCACGCGCAAGGUGGGACACGGGGGGCGUGGGAGGACGGAGCCUGAUCCCCUUCCCGCCGAGGAAAUCGCCAUCAGCUGGCCCCGGAUCACGGCCUUCGCCGAGUCCCACCGCAGACGGGGGCUGGUGUCGGGCGUGGAGGCCGAGGGGGAGCAGGGCCAGCCCGAGCCCACCCAGGUGGCCCCCCCGGGGGUCUCCGGCGAUGGGGGGGUGAAUCCCGACCUCCGGAGGCAGCUGGGGCUCAUCCUGCAAACGGCCGGGAGGACCCAGGUGGAAAAGAUGCUCCGGGAGCUCGUCAGGGAGCAGGGACAGGGCGGGAAGCGCCGGAACCGGAAGAAGGCGCCCAAAGACGGAGGGACGUCCCGGCAGGGGCUGUGGGUCCCUCGAGUGUCCCCAGGGGUGUCUCAGGUGUCCCCAGAGGUGUCCUGGGUGUCCCCACAGGUGUUCCAGGUGUCCCCAGAGGUGUCUCAGGUGUCCCCAGAGGUGUUCCAGGUGUCCCCACAGGUGUCCCCAGAGGUGUCACCACAG
Manacus vitellinus (golden-collared manakin) is the source of this 840-nucleotide messenger RNA. RefSeq lists its product as uncharacterized. Gene Ontology annotation, molecular function: protein kinase inhibitor activity. The record is from RefSeq and is a predicted model, not a curated record. Gene Ontology annotation, cellular component: cytoplasm. The annotation marks the transcript as partial. Lineage: Eukaryota; Metazoa; Chordata; Aves; Passeriformes; Pipridae. Gene Ontology annotation, biological process: intracellular signal transduction; negative regulation of protein tyrosine kinase activity. The transcript has 6 exons.